This is a messenger RNA of Seriola aureovittata, 7332 nucleotides long. Its product is annotated as phosphatidylinositol-binding clathrin assembly protein-like. Gene Ontology annotation, biological process: clathrin coat assembly; synaptic vesicle budding from presynaptic endocytic zone membrane; clathrin-dependent endocytosis. The coding region runs from base 922 to 2670 and encodes 582 amino acids. Gene Ontology annotation, molecular function: clathrin heavy chain binding; SNARE binding; 1-phosphatidylinositol binding. The transcript is spliced from 20 exons. NCBI's taxonomy places the organism in Eukaryota, Metazoa, Chordata, Actinopteri, Carangiformes, Carangidae. Gene Ontology annotation, cellular component: extrinsic component of presynaptic endocytic zone membrane; clathrin-coated vesicle; synaptic vesicle. The record is from RefSeq and is a predicted model, not a curated record.
UCAGUCACCUGAUUCAUGUACUGCCAUUUUACACACAAGUUUGACUGACAGGGGGGAAAAAAAUCGGAAUUGGCCUAUCGGCAACCUGAACACAGAAAUACACCCUUUUGUGAGAAGAUUAAAAAAGACAGGCGAUAUAAAAUAAAAGCGGCUGAGGUUAGAUGCAACCAGCGCGGGGUGCUGUGUGGAUCAAAAGAGGUGUUUGCGGUCGGAGCUCUGCAUAGAUUCAGAGGAGAAACCGGGUGAAGAAGAGGAGAAAAAAAAAAAAAAGGGGGAAAGGACAAUGCUGUUUUAUAUCGUCUUUGAAAAAUGAGUCUUCGGUCAUAGGGGAUGCCGCAUAGAUUUGAUACUAAUCACCGGUAGUCUUUCGAUUAUUUCGGAUUCAGCUCUCGUAAAGGCGCAUCCCGCCGGCAUCUCAGCGUUGUCAGCGGCUAUUUCAGGGAUACAUUGCAGCUCACUGUACAUUGUCUUAUAUUAUUUUACUGAGCUGCUUUUUGAUGCAGGCCGCGCUAAUUAUACAUUGAUUUUUUUCCCCAGCUUUUAUAUAUAUAUAUAAAUAUAUAUAUAUAUAUAUAUAUAUAGGUUGAUAAAUCAUUUCUGCAGCUGGACCAUCCUGAUGCCUUCGACUGAAUAUUAAAUGGUUCCCUGGAUGUGACCGUCUUAUGUUUUAUUUGGCCGCCGCAUGAAUUCUCCCACCGGAUCCUCGUCGGUGUACGCUGCUGUCCUCCUCCUCGUCCUCCUCCUCCUCCUCCUCAGACGGCCGAUUCUCGCAGAGGGCACUACCCUCCUCCCUGCCGCUAAAGACAUUUUGAUCGUCCUCCCCGUUUCCCCCCACCCGGACUCGACCAUCACUCCGCCUGCCUCCUCAUCCGCCACCUCCGCCACUACCACCACCACCACCACCACCACCUCCUCCGUAACAUGUCGGGACAGUCUUUGACGGACCGGAUCGCCGCCGCGCAGCACAGCAUGACCGGGUCUGCCAUCAGCAAAGCCGUCUGCAAGGCCACGACGCAUGAAGUCAGCGGACCCAAGAAGAAACACCUUGACUACCUGAUCCACUGCACCAAUGAGAUGAACGUCAGCAUCCCCCACCUGGCAGACACACUGCUGGAGCGCACAGCCAGCAACAGCUGGAUAGUGGUUUUCAAAGCGCUCAUCACCACACACCACCUCAUGAUGUACGGCAACGAGAGAUUGAUGCAGUACCUUGCCUCCAGAAACACACUCUUCAACCUCAACAACUUUCUAGAUAAGGCUGCACUACAAGGGUAUAACAUGUCAACUUUCAUCAGACGCUACAGCCGCUACCUGAAUGAAAAAGCCAUGUCUUACAGACUAGCAGCGGUGGACUUCACCAAGAUGAAGAGAGGGGCUGAGGGUGUGAUGCGCACCAUGAACACGGAGAAGCUGAUUAAGACUCUGCCUAUCAUUCAGAACCAGCUGGAUGCACUGCUGGAUUUCCAGCCUAACUCCAACGAGCUGACCAAUGGAGUGAUCAACACAGCUUUCAUGUUGCUCUUUAAAGACUCCAUACGGUUGUUUGCUGCCUAUAAUGAAGGGGUCAUCAACAUGCUGGAGAAAUACUUUGACAUGAAGAAGAACCAGUGCAAAGAAGCUUUGGAGAUCUACAAGACCUUCCUCAACAGGAUGACCAAACUGUCUGAGUUUCUCAAAGUGGCAGAGCGAGUUGGGAUAGAUCAGGGCGACAGCCCCGAUCUCACACAGAACAAAUUUUACUCUGAGGCCCCCAGCUCUCUCCUUGAGGCUCUGGAGCAGCAUCUAGCCUCUUUGGAGGGAAGGAAGCUGAAGGACCUCUCCACAGCCAGCAGAUCCAGCACCUUGUCCAGUGCAGUGUCCACUCUCUCCAGCACUGGGAUCUCUCUCAGCCGUAUGGACGACAAGUCAGACGACAACAGACUGCAGCAACACAAGGAGGACGGUCACAAGGCGAUAGACAUUCAGACGCCCAAUGUGUCACCCAGCACCCAGUCAGUGGGCAGUGCCAACAGCAGCGGAGGGGCAGCAGAUCUCUUCUCCAACUCACCCAUCGUACCCGUCAACAACCAUGUGCCAAACCUGACCAGUGAGCUGUUCACCCUGCAGCCAAACUUCACCCCCAUCCAGACCACACACACUGUGCCCAACAAUAACAAUGCCUGGGGAGGUGACCUGCUGAAGCCAGCCCCACCCACUCAAAUUCACAGCCCAGGAGCCCCGUUGCACUCUGGGAAAAUGCUGCCCAAUGAUUUGGACUCUUCAUUAGCCAACCUCGUUGGUAACUUGCAGUUUGGGGGGACGCCAGCUAAAAAGCCGGAGCUCCAGUGGAGUCAGCUGGUAGAGAAAAAGCCAACAGGAGGAAGUGGCUGGCAGUCAAAGGCCAUGUGCACCAGCACCAACUGGACUCACACCACCCAUCCCAUGGCACCUGCACCCAUGCCCGUCCCUCAGAUGAACGGGAUGAUCUAUACUGGCUAUGCUCCAGCACCAGUGGCUUUUCCUAUGACGACACCCCAAGUGCCUGUGUAUGGAAUGCUCCCUCCUCAGAUGAGUCAUCAGAUGGGGGGCGUUCCCAUGAUGCCCCCACAGCCUGUCAUGUACAACCAGCCUGUCCUGAGACCUACCAAUCCCUUUGGACCCAUCCCGGGGACACAGAUGCACUUCAUGUAGGGAUGAUGUUGUAACCAUGGCAGCAAAGCUGAGAGAGAAAAGGCAAGAGGAAAGAGAUGGAGAGAAAGAUUCCAAGAAAACAAAUCCAGAACCAAAUCCAGUGCAGGAAGAAGAAAGACGAGGACAGAGAGGAAAAGGGAGGGGAGAGGAAGAAGGAGAGAGGACCAGAGGACGGAUAAAGGAUGAAAUGCUGAUGUCUGUUUCUGUGUCGACUGACCCUCUAAUCUCCUCUCCUCUCCCCAUGUGGCUACUGAUCUCUCUGUCUUUGAAUCUAUAAUGCUGGGGCGCCAGAGGCUCCGCAUCAGUCCCACUCAUCCUCUGUUUGAUUUGCCAAUUCAGAUGGCGAAUACGACCUGUGAUGACACUAGAAAGACUGACAGCUCUAUGGAAGUGCAAAAGCUCUAUCGCCACUUCCUGACCUCCUCAUCCAGAUAAUUUCCUGUAUAAAAACUUACCCACUUCCCUCUUCAUCCCACAACUGAAUCAAACUCGGGAGGACGCACGUCUCUUUCUCUGAUUGGAUCGUUUGCUGGCACUUUACUCAAUGUGAACUUUGCCAAGGGUGUAUGUCUGUGUAGGUGAUUUUAGCAUCUUGUUCAGAUUGGCAGCGUGCUGCAUCAACAUUACCGUUUGAGUCUUUUUAUGAGCUCCAUUUGUUCUGAAUUGCCAACUUCACAUCAAGAAUCCGACGUGGAACGAUAAUUAGCGGGCACGCUUGUGUGUGUGUGUUUGUGUGUGUGUGUGGAUGGACGUAGCUGUGUAGGGUAUGUACUGUAUGUUUCUUUUGGUAUCUGAUGUCAUUAGUGUUGCCAGGUACCAAUGUGUUACUGCACUGGAACUAACUGAUGAAAGCACUGAGCCACACCCAGGCAUUGCAUUUGGAUGUAAACAAACCUCUUACACUAACUUUGCUACUUGGGGAUGUGCUGUACACACUGUAUUUUUGUUCUUUUUUCCUCCUCUACAGCUGUGCAAUAUCAUGCAACCCUGUUACCGUCUUUUCCACCCAUCUGUAGCCUGUUUAGAAGCUGUUUCCUGCUGUGGUGUUGUACCUCUUGUGUGUCCACAUCAGGUUUCUGUACAGAAUUACGUUUUCUUUUGGGUUUUUUUCUAUUUAACUUGUUCUUUUAUACCCGUACUGCUCUAAAAGUAGUGAAAAAUGCACUGAGAGCCAGAUAGAGACGUGACUGGAUAUUACGGAGGCGAUUCUCAGUCUUGCCAAUCAGAAAUGGUCUAGCUCCCAAGUGUAUGAUGUCCUCCCUGUCCUGAGCAUUCGUCCUGUCCAAAUUUAGUCUCUUAUGAAGUCCUGGAUAAGGGUAAUUACCGCAGCAGAUGUCUCACCUCCACUUGGAGGAAUAAAAGACAUUGCUAACACAGUGAUAGGUUUGUUAAUGUAGUGUUAACAUUUGUGGACAGGAUAGCUAAAGGUCAGUCAGGAGUCCAAUGAGGACCAGACUGUCGGAAAGCAACUGAGGGUAAUGUCUGUCGAUCACGACCCUAAUAACGCCUGCAGUGACGACAUAUAGAUUAAUUCAGACAGCUAGAGGCGGGCAGGCUUUAAUGAGACGUAAAAUGUUAAUGUGGCUUUCCUCGCAGAUCCAAGGUCAAGUUAGACCCACAGACAGACGAUAUAUAUAUAUAAAAAUAUAUAUAUAUAUAUAUAGCACAAACCUUCGAAGAGGGGACAAUGCUCUGCUGCACAAAAACCUAAAACCAUUGCUGGGAUGUACAGUUGAAAGGGGCAAUAAUCGAUUGGGGAUGAAGUCGUUUUCUAUUGAUUGUGUCUGUUCUAUGUACAUGUACUGUACGUGUGUUUGUGUGCACAUGCCUUCCCAUAGAGAUAAACAGGGUCAUGUUCCUCGGUAAGAGAUGAAAGGUCUCUAGCGAGCUGGUAGCGUGUACUAACUUAGCAGUGAGUGUUAUUGUGACUGUGUGUCAGUCUGUACAACGCAACAUCAAUUUAAGGUGGCUCUAGGAUCACUCAUCUGCUGAAAAACGCAAAAAAGCCCCAAGUCAUCGGACCUGGAACCUCAAAGUGAAUCAUAGGCGAAGCUCUCCAGACAGCUUGAGCUGUGCAGGGUGGUGAUUUCUAACAAAAUCGUCAAGAGAAUUGCAACUGUACGGUGGUGCAUCGUUACAAUCCACCCUGGAACUGUUAACUGCUGGCUUUGUGAAAAACCAAUCUCCCUCUGUACCUGCAGCUAUGACUCUACUACCAGCGGAGAGAGACUUCUGUGUUAGAAAUUGUCACCAAGCAGACAGAUAUUCUCUGAGGUUUCUAAAUAAGAUGCCAGCUGACAUUUGGAUAUCUCCUUUGGAAAAUUGUUGUUUCAUUCUCCCCCAUUAUUCCUCGUUCCAGUGGUUUGUCUUUCUCCGUCAGCUGAAUGCUCUUUUCAUUGUGCACUUCAUUCCCACGACGCAGCUCGAUCCAUCCUGGGCCAACCUCUGACUGUUACUGUGUCCUCUGUAUAUAGGUAAUGCCGUUCAUGUGUUUUUAGACGUGCUCUCUCUGUAAAGUGAUUGAAGCCCCAUUGGAUGACGUUACUGUACGUGGGACAAUUUAUUGCUGUAUCUGUGUUUGAAUGGUUGUAUUUUGAAGGUGUCUUCAUCCAGGGUUGGGUGGGGGUGGGUGGGGUUGAUGUUUGUGAUGUUUGUGUCCAUCUCGAGGAGGAAGGGGUUUGGGUUUGGGGGUGGGGGGGGUGUCAAGGGUAAACUAUCACAACUGGUCUAUACCAAGAGUGUCUUCAUCAAGGAAGUGGACAGGACAGGGUCUGUCCUCUUCGAAACAGGAACAUUUUUUUGCACCAAAGUCAUCAUCAAAGCGCAGCUUCUUCUUAUUCAAGGUCAUAAUGGAUGGAUGAUAUCAGAACUCAAAAGGAUUUUUUUGUUCUUUUAUUUUUAGAGACAAAAAAACUGUCUUUUUUUGCAUGAUUAAGUGUCGUCUUUUUAUUGGCUUGUGUGCCCGGUAAAAGCAUGACCAUUGUGUGAACUCUCACUUACCGGUGUGUUUGGAAAAUGUUAAGGAAAUUUCUCCAUGAGAUUUUUUACUUACCUCUUGACAUGAACGUUCAUUGACAUUCAUAAUCAACUGUUUUACAAUGAAGGGUCUGUAACUGUUUGAAGGCUGCCUCGCAUGCAGAAAUGCAACUUGCAAGUAACCCAUCAAACUUCAAACCCAGUUACCAUAACUGCAUCUUUGUAAAACACCAUGGAUGUCAAUGCCAGUUAUCACCUAGCUAGCUAGACAUUGCAGUCUUGUAAAAUCGCUCUUUAUUAAAGCGUUGCUAUUUUCAAUACGUGUGUUUGAAUGCUCGCUCCUUUUUCAUACUACGCCAGCAGCAUCAUGGGAGAUAGUGAUUGAAAGUCAAAGUACUGUAAUAUGUGUUUGGUCUGGUCCACAUUGUGUGGUGUUUUUAAUGUGUUUGCUAAGUCUUGUCCUGUCUGUUGCAAUCAAAUGGAUUUAUUAGUUCCCAGUCAUUCUUUAAAGCACAGACUGGUUUCCCGAAACCAGGCUUGGAUUCAAUAGAAGCUUCAACUUUAUUUUGAGACGAUUUCAGAAAACCAGGCCAGAAUGUGUUAAAACCUGAACAGGGGGUUUUGAAAUCAGCUACAUAGUUUUCAACCCUACUGUUUGAGUGCAGAUGGGCAACAUUUCCAUCUGUCAGUCAUGUCUCUGCACACUAUAUUUUUUUGUAGCCAUAGUUUAAUUAUCAAGAAUAUACCUAUCCUUACUUUUCCUCUACCCUGCUAAAUCAAUGUAAGAGACACAGCAUAAUCACUUAAAGGCAAACUAAUAAUUAUAGUAUUUAAUCUGGGAUUUAGCAUUGGCAGUUUGAGAAGACCUGCUUCAAUAGAUGCGCUUACUAGAAAGUUAUUUAUCUCUAAUAUUCAGUUUUCCUUGCCUCUGCAAAAAAGUCCAAUAAAAGGCAAAAAAUCUCUGCCCCAGUAUAUACGCAAAUAGUCAGCGCACACAAUACUUUGUACACAAAGCAUUGUGUGUGCUGUACUCUUAACUUGACAAAAAAGAAUGACACAGGAGGUGAACAUAAGUCAAGAGGUACUUACAAUAAUGGGUUAUUUGUAGUCUUGUAUUUUCCAUAAUGGAAGACUCCCAAGACAUCAUCAUCUCCUGACUCAAGUGUCUGCAAAUAUUCAACAGGGAUCCUCACAAAAUAGACCUUUGUAUUCAUCACUGAAGCUACUUCAUGGACUAAUCUGGCAGCUGGAAACCAGAUAUACAUGUUAGCAGAGCAGAAACUGCAUUUUCAUGCUGUUAGGCCAGUGAUCUGUGAAUGAUGUCUAUGCAGUUUCAUGCUCCACCCUUUGAACAUUUACAUACAUACUGUAGGUCUACUCAUCACAUUACCUCAGUAUACUCUCAUUGUGUAUAAUGUAUUCACCACACUCAUUCAUUACUCUAGUGUGCAUCUGUAAACUGUUCAUUGUUGUUGAGGCCAUGAAACUCAGCAGUGUCCAUGCAAAAGUCUUGUUAGCAGGGAGUGAGGUUCCAUACCCUCAAUUUCUUCUCAUUUUCUUUUUUUGUAUAUCAAAGUGAUUGAAUUAUCAACAGGUUUGGAUUGUUAUCAAAUUAUUGGUUUUUAUUUGAAAAGCAUAGGUUGAUGUUUUUGGAAGAAAAUGGAAUAAAACGUCAUCUGAUGCUGA